This is a messenger RNA of Raphanus sativus (radish), 1188 nucleotides long. RefSeq names its product myb family transcription factor PHL12. Gene Ontology annotation, molecular function: DNA-binding transcription factor activity; DNA binding. The coding region runs from base 337 to 1041 and encodes 234 amino acids. The transcript is spliced from 5 exons. Lineage: Eukaryota; Viridiplantae; Streptophyta; Magnoliopsida; Brassicales; Brassicaceae. The record is from RefSeq and is a predicted model, not a curated record.
UGUAUAAGGCCACAUGCGUCAAUACAUCAAAUCAGGAGGACUUUGACAUGCGAAUUUGUACCUAAUGGUGUUUUUAGACAUGUGUGGAUGUAAAAUCCUCUGCAUGGGUUACAACUUGAAAGCCUAGAACCCUAUUGCAUAAUAUAGUCUAUAGAUAUAUGCUUGUCUGCUUUUAUUUAUUUUUUUUAAUAUCAAAAAGUUUUAUGUGUUAGUGCCAGUCCAGAAUCAAAGUUUAUACUGUAAUUUGCAAAGACGUCGUGUGUUCUUUUUUCCUAUCCCAUAUCUUUCAUAAAUACUAAUAUUCGCUUGUCCUGAAUAUUGCUUAUUGGUUAAAUCAUGAUGCAAUCAAGGGAUGAGAGGAGAUCUGAGUCCCCAUCAGGUUUAGUCCUCACCACCGAUCCUAAGCCUCGCCUUCGCUGGACCGCUGAGCUUCAUGAACGCUUCGUUGACGCCGUUACUCACCUUGGAGGCCCUGACAAGGCUACGCCGAAGACGAUAAUGAGAGUGAUGGGCGUGAAAGGUCUUACACUUUACCAUCUCAAGAGCCAUCUCCAGAAGUUCAGACUUGGAAAGCAACCUCACAAGGACCAUAGUCAGGGUCACUCCAUAAAUAUUAGGGAUACUAAUAGAGUUUCCAUGUUGGAUCUUCAGAGGAAUGUUGUCUUCACUACUCCACACGUCAUUGGUCACAAUAUGAACGAGAUGCAAACUGAAGUGCAAAGAAGAAUAGAGGAAGAGGUAGAGGUAGAAAGACAGGUGAAUCAAAGGAUAGAAGCACAAGGGAAAUACAUGGAGAGCAUGCUAGUGAAAGCAUGUGAAACACAAGAAGCAAGCCUUACCAAAGACUACUCUACUCUCUUUUUCGCCCCAAACACUAUUUGCAACAACACAUCACCCCUCACAAUCCAAUGGUUCGAGGAUCAGUUUCCUUCUUCUUCCUCUAUGGACUCUGCAAUGCAUCUCCCUGACAUCAAUUCCAACUUCUCCCUCCAAGAUUCUCGGAGUUCCAUCACCAAGAACCAUACGGUUUGCCUCGGUUAAAGAAUACUAUAUAUAGGUCUAGCUAUUUGUUACUCUAGCUUUGAUGCGCACUUGGUGUAUAAAUGCGCAAACUUGCAUGUAAUAACUUCUGCCAAACAUGAAGUAGAUCUUCGUUAUCCACUCUAAUAAAUGUGAUGAUGUGCAAUA